Molecule: messenger RNA, 609 nt
Organism: Ambispora gerdemannii
Lineage: Eukaryota; Fungi; Glomeromycota; Glomeromycetes; Archaeosporales; Ambisporaceae
Source: the annotation of a GenBank genome assembly
AUGUCUCCUCGUAAAUGCGUAAUCUUUACAGCCGCCGCAAUGGCGAUUUUGGCAUUUGUAAAUUUUACUGAUGCGGUGCCGAUGGUGAAACGUGCAUUUUCCGGCGAUGGAACUUUCUAUAAUUGUGGUUUGAGCGCGUGUGGCGGUACAUAUCAUGAUAGUGAUUACAUUGCUGCCUUAAAUAAGCCGCAAUGGGGAAAUCCAAUCAACCCAAAUAAUAAUCCUAUUUGCGGUUCGGUGGCAAGAGUGACUGGUCCAAAAGGCAGUGUCACGGUUACGAUAGUGGACCUCUGCCCAGAAUGUUUGUUUGGUAGUCUCGAUCUUUCACCGGCUGCUUUUAAUCAAAUAGCAGACCAAUCUGCAGGUCGUGUUCCUAUUUCAUGGGAAUUCACCAGUGGCGGUGCACAUCUACUUCCACAUCUACUUCCACAUCUAGUUCCACAUCUACUUCCACAACUACCACAUCCACGGCAAGUUCCAUUCUUGAAUCCAAAAGCCACUUUGCCGAAUGGAGUCAAUCCGUUGACUCAUACCAGUGAUUUCUUGAAUGUGAAUCCGACUGAAGCAACGAAGACUCCUUCCCCAGGCAACAAAAAGAAAACUCAUUAA